AUGGACGAACAUAACAACCACGAUAAAGAAAAGGAUACAAAUAACUCUAUGUCAGAGGAAAGAGAAGAAAUGCAGAUAAAAGGGCCAUGGACCCGGGAGGAAGACGAGAAGCUGCGGGUCCUUGUCAAAGCCUUUGGGCCAAAAAGAUGGACCUAUAUUGCAAAGAAAUUAGGAGGACGAGUGGGAAAACAGUGCAGAGAAAGAUGGCACAACCACCUGGACCCAAACAUUAUAAAAACACCGUUUACAGCAGAAGAGGAUAAUAUUAUACUAUCUCUUCACAGCAAGUACGGGAACAAGUGGUCGGACAUCGCAAAGCAUCUCCCAGGCCGCACAGACAACGCAAUAAAAAACCACUGGAACAGCAGUAUGCAGAAAAAGGUUUUUAAGGACAAAAGAGCGAACAGCGUGUCAGGGGACUUUAUAGCAGCGCACGCUGAGUUCCGAGAGAGCAGGCGCUUUGCACAGGAUGAGCUAUCGCACCCAGAGGGAGGAUGGGUCAGACGAAGAACGUCGUCUGUGUUUAUCCCCCCGCAGGGAAACGACAGCCUGCUGAACGCCCUCGCACAAUCAGCGUAUAACGAACUUUUAAAAACAAAACAGAUGUAUUAUAGUGAAGGAUACACACCUCUGCAGAGGUGGAACAUUCCGCUGCAAACUAUACAGAAUAUAAGCACAGACAAAAAGAAGACAAACUCGUCCGACGAGGAGGACGGGGUGGCAGGACUGGUAUUUCUAGCCUCGGGCGAAAAAUAA
This is a messenger RNA of Nematocida minor, 756 nucleotides long. RefSeq lists its product as uncharacterized. Gene Ontology annotation, biological process: positive regulation of transcription by RNA polymerase II; mitotic cell cycle. NCBI's taxonomy places the organism in Eukaryota, Fungi, Microsporidia. The record is from RefSeq and is a predicted model, not a curated record. The transcript has a single exon. Gene Ontology annotation, cellular component: nucleus. Gene Ontology annotation, molecular function: RNA polymerase II cis-regulatory region sequence-specific DNA binding; DNA-binding transcription factor activity, RNA polymerase II-specific. The coding region runs from base 1 to 756 and encodes 251 amino acids.